AUGAAUUCAGCUGUAACUUCAACAAAUACUUCAAAUAGCAAUCGUGACAGCCAAAAAUAUGAAGAAAGUAUCCGACAUGCAAAUGAAGCAUUAAAAGAUUUGAUGGAACUUGUCAAUAUGCCCGAUUUUGAGGAUCACGAUGGUUGGAAGCAAAAAAUUUCGAAUAAAACUGAUGUUGUUUAUUCGAAACGUUAUAAAAUGGGAAAAAUUUUUACUAUGAGGACUAUCUUUAAUUUUCCCCUACAACAAGCUUUUGUGGAACAUUGGGAAAAUUUCGUCGAUGUUGCACAUUACAAUAAAAAUAUCUCAAGUGUGAAAAUUAUUGCUGAUUUAUCAUCGAACACCGAUAUUGUUUAUUAUGCAAUGAAUGAUAUUUCAACUAUCAAAGGUCGAGAAUUCCUAAUGUGUCGUACAUUUCGUCGUGCUGAUAAUGAAAUUAUCGAAGCUGCACGAAGUAUUGAUCUCCCUGAUUUUGAAUAUAAUCCACAAAAGAUACGUGGACAUAUUGUACUUGGUGGUGGACGCUUUCGAAUUCAUCCGAAAGAUUCCACCAAAACAAUUGUUGAUUAUGUUAUGUGUGUGGAUUUCAAAGGUCCUGAUAUACCAAAAGUAAUUAUGGAUACGACACUCAGUAUGAUAAUUAUACAGGAUGCCGAAUCGAUACGAAAACAAAUUGAAAAGCUCAAACAUGAAGCUGUGUGA
Molecule: messenger RNA, 702 nt
Organism: Cercopithifilaria johnstoni
Lineage: Eukaryota; Metazoa; Nematoda; Chromadorea; Rhabditida; Onchocercidae
Source: the annotation of a GenBank genome assembly